Messenger RNA from Fusarium verticillioides 7600, 7200 nucleotides. RefSeq lists its product as hypothetical. The transcript has 2 exons. Bases 1 to 7200 code for a protein of 2399 amino acids. The record is from RefSeq and is a predicted model, not a curated record. Gene Ontology annotation, cellular component: cytoplasm. Gene Ontology annotation, molecular function: phosphopantetheine binding; catalytic activity. NCBI's taxonomy places the organism in Eukaryota, Fungi, Ascomycota, Sordariomycetes, Hypocreales, Nectriaceae. Gene Ontology annotation, biological process: secondary metabolite biosynthetic process; amino acid activation for nonribosomal peptide biosynthetic process.
AUGACACCCUUACGAGUUGAAGAACGACAAGUACUAGUUGACUCAACAUUUAGUUCUCUGUCAUACACAAAACUCAGGGAAGCGACUCAAGCCUCAAAUACCACAAUCCAAGCGGCCAUCCAAGCCGCUUGGACGCGAGUACUGGCAUCUUAUUUGGGAGAGGACUCAGUUGUCUUUGGUGUCGCGCUGUCUGGAAGAACCGUUGACGAGACCAAGGAUGUCGCGUUCCCAUGCCUCAACACAGUGCCUGUUGUGGCAAGCAGCGUUCUGUCUAAUGCCGACCUGAUCAGCUACAUGAUGAGCUAUAACCAACACCUUCACAAAUACCAAUUCUCGCCGCUCAGUCAAGUGCAGAAAUGGCUAGGUCACCCCGCAGGCCCCAUAUUCGACACUCUCAUUGCGUACCAGAAAAUGCCAGAUCAGAUCACUUCGGUUGUACCGUGGAAACUGGUCAACGAAGAAGCCAAAGUCGAGUACUCAGUCUCAUUGGAGAUUGAACCCACGGGCGAUGAUCAAAUUCGCUUAAGCAUAACGUACUACAGCGACAUUCUUCCCCGGGAACAAGCGCAGCUGUUGAUGAAGCAGUUCGAUGCUUCGCUAACCCACAUCGCCUGUAAUGCUGCUGGUUUUGAGGACGAAGUGAUGAGAAAUUCUUUAUCACUGUAUUCAAUACUUCCUGCAUCAGCCCCUGUAAUGGACACCCCCGUUCAGCUCUUACACCAAUUUGUCGAGAAGGGAGCAGUUUCUCAUCCGGAAAAAAUUGCCCUCGAGUUUGUGUCAGAGUUCGAGGGAGAUGCAUGUGUCAAGCAACAAUGGAACUAUCAUCAACUUGACAGCCUGGGUAACAAAGUAGCCAACAUGCUUCAAAAUACGGUCUCCCCUGGCGGCAUUGUUGCGGUACACUUUGAUAAAUGCCCCGAGGCAUAUUUCUCAAUCCUGGGCAUUCUAAAAGCUGGGUGCUCGUUUGUCGCACUGGAUCCGUCUGCACCAAGGGCGAGAAAAGAGUUCAUUAUCGAAGAUUCCAAAGCACCUUGCUUGCUAACAAGGUGCUAUAAGGAUCUUGAUUUCGAAGCCAAAACCAUGGUCAUGGAAAUAGAAACCCAGGCUUUGAACGACGUGACCGAGGAGCAUGUCGUUUUACACCCCAACAUAUCUCCAUCAGAUACUUGUUAUUGUCUCUAUACAUCUGGGACAACAGGAACGCCAAAGGGCUGCGAGAUCACUCACGAGAACGCUGUCCAGGCAAUGAUGGCGUUCCAGGAACUUUUUAAAGGCCACUGGGAUGAGGACUCACGUUGGCUUCAAUUCGCUGCUCUCCACUUUGAUGUUUCCGUCCUUGAGCAGUAUUGGAGCUGGUCCGUGGGAAUGGCCGUCGUUGCUGCACCCAAAGACCUCAUACUCGAUGACUUGACAGCAGCCAUCAAUAGGCUCGGCAUCACACACAUUGACCUAACUCCAAGUCUUGCGCGACUCACACAUCCCGAUGAAGUUCCCAGUCUCUGCCGUGGUGUGUUCAUUACAGGCGGCGAACAGCUUAAACAGGAAAUUCUUGAUGUUUGGGGACCGCAAGCUGUCAUUUAUAACGCAUACGGCCCUACCGAAGCCACUAUCGGUGUCACUAUGUUUCAGCGUGUGCCCAAAAAUGGCCGCCCUAGCAACAUCGGAAAGCAGUUCCCCAAUGUUGGUUCAUUUGUGUUCAAACAAAACACCAAUACGCCAGUCUUCCGCGGUGGCGUUGGAGAGCUUUGCGUGUCAGGGAAAUUAGUGGGCAAGGGUUAUCUCAACAGACCCGAACUUACAACAGAGCGGUUCCCUACACUUGAAGAAUUCGAUGAGAGAGUAUACAGGACCGGCGAUCUUGUCCGCGUGCUCCAUGAUGGGUGCUUUGACUUCCUCGGUCGGGUUGACGAUCAAGUCAAGCUUCGCGGCCAGCGACUUGAAAUUGCCGAGAUCAAUCAUAUCAUCCGUACCGAUGUUGUCGAUAUUCACGACGCUGCAACUAUUGUGGCUCGCCAUGGAAGUAGUGGCAAGGACGUUCUGGUAACAUUCAUCGUUGGCCAGAAGUCUCAAAAAGGUCCCCUUGAGAUCCUGAUGGAUCAGGAGGGCCUGGCUGCGCAAGCAAAAGAAGCCUGCCGUGCCAAACUUCCAGGGUACAUGGUACCAACAUAUAUCCUGUCACUUCCAUACAUACCCCUUUCCUCAAAUAACAAGGCAGAAAUCAAGGACCUGAAAAGACUUUUCAGCGAACUUGCACCAGAGAAGCUCUUGGAGCUUUCUCAUGCCACAACAGCACCUGUUUCACAGGGGGCCCAGAAGAUAGUUGACCAAUUGCUUGAGAGUAUUGCGCAGUUCAGCAACAUGAGCAAAAAUGACCUAUCUUCAUCGACAAGCAUCUUUGACGUUGGCGUGGACUCAAUCACAGCCCUCAGACUUUCCUCCCUCCUCAAAUCCCGCGGCCUCAAAGCAGUAUCCCCUGCUUUGCUGCUUAAAAACCCCAUCAUCGGCGACCUUGCCAACUCUUUGGCCAAGAACACCUCAAAUCGACAAGAGAAACUUGUGCAAGAGGUUAAGCAGUCCAUCCAAGCAUAUGGCCAUCGACACCGUGGCAUGGUAUGCCGCCUCCUUAAUAUCGAGCCAGCUGAUGUCGAAUAUGUUGCCCCAUGCUCACCAUUACAAGAAGGCAUCAUAACUCGGUCAUUGACCAACAACGAGCCCGGCGCUUACUUCAAUACUUUUGAGUUGAAGCUCCAUGAGUCUACUUCCAUAAGCAAGUUGAAAAAGGCAUGGGACGAUUUGGUACUAACAGAGAGCAUUCUAAGAACUGUUUUUGUACCCACCCCGGAUGGUUUCUUGCAAGCUGCCGUGCGAAAAUCUACCUUGGCCUGGGAAACACACAUUGUACAAUCGGAUGAUUCGAUUCAUGCAUAUCUUGCGGAGCAGAAGAAGUAUUGGAUCCAGCGGAACGAUUCCUCUAUCACACAGCCUUUGCUAUUCAUCUAUGUUGAGACACCGACAUCUAGACUACUUACGAUUCAUAUUUUCCAUGCACUUUAUGAUGGUAACAGUUUUGAUCUCAUGAUGAAGCGGGCCGCGGCGAAUUAUUCAGGUGUUGACGCACCUGACGCACCUUCAUUUCUUGAAGCUCUUAGUUAUGGUCCUUUGGCAAAGCAUGAUAACUGCAGAGGUUUCUGGGAGAAACAGCUAGAAGGUUGGACUUCUGUUUCAAUCCAGGCGCAUGGAGAUGGCGAACCAGAUGCUGUAGCCGUCGCUGAGCGGGAAAUGCCGACCGCGAGUCUUGAGGCGAUUCGUUCUUCUCAGAAUGUCACGCUUCAGGCUGUAGUCAUGGCGUUAUGGACCUCUGUUCUGCAGAAGUUCACCCAGCAGCAGCCUACCGUUGGUGUCGUUGUAUCUGGGCGAGCCAUCGACCUCCCUGGGAUCGAGAACACCAUCGGCCCUCUCUUCAACACCGUACCUUUCUAUUGUCGAGCGAUUCGUCACGAAAGCUGGCAGUCCCUUCUCCGGCGAUGUCAUGAUUUCAAUGCAUCAGUUCUCGAUUUCCAACAUGUCCCUUUGAAGGACAUCCAGAAGUGGUGCUCCAAGGGCAAAGCUUUGUUUGAUAGUCUCUUCACCUUCCAGAUCGAGGAGGCCACCGUCGCCAAUGAGAGCAGCCUCAUUUUUGAUAUUGGGGAUAGUCCAGCAACGCCUGACUACCCUCUUGCGCUCGAAGUCGUCCACGGUCGUUCGGGCAAUCUUCGACUGACUCUUGUCGCACAAGGACAUCUGGCGUCCUCACCAGUGCUGGAUAGCAUACUUGAUGACAUUGAGCGCUUUGCAAGCCUUGCUGCAAGCUCACCAGAGAGCGAGGUGCCCAUCCCCGACAUCGAGCAAAACUGCAACCUGGACACCAACAAUGAACGCAUCCAAACGCAGGAUUCGAGCAAUUUUGAAUGGAGCCAAGAAGCUCAAAUUGUUCGGGACGAAGUAGCUUUCUUGGCUGAUGCCGCCCCCUCUGAACUCCAUGAAAACGUAUCGAUCUUAGAACUUGGCCUCGACAGCAUAGAUGUGAUCAAGCUUUCUACCACACUCAAGAAGAAGGGAAUCCACCUGUCCCCUUCACAUAUCAUGCGCCACAAGACGAUUGUCAAUAUACUGGCUGAGUCGAGUGAUCUUUCUCUCAAAACGUCAACUUCUGCGGAUGAUGCUUCGCUGCUGCAGGUCAAGGCUAGGUUACGCGAAUAUCUUGAGGGUGUCGGUGCGGACCUGAGCCGCGUCGAAUCUGUUCUUCCACCCACCCAUCUUCAGGAGUCAAUGGUGGCUGGGAUGGUCCAGUCUAAUUUUGAAUCCUACUUCAAUCACGAUAUUCUUCAAGUGUCCGAUCAUGUCGACACUACGAGACUAAUCGACGCUUGGAAGGAAUUAAUUCAGCUUACACCUAUCCUACGGACAGGGUUUAUACAAGUCGCCCAGCAGAACCUGGAUAUGACAUAUUGCCAGGUCAUUGCAGAAUCUUGUGACGAUGACAUUGAAGUUACGACAGUGCAAAACUUGGAUGAGUUACGUCAACUCACCGCAGCAGCAACUGCAAAAGCCAGGGAAGGAGCAGGAGCAAGGCAUCUGGUUCAGUUGAAAUUGGCGAAUAUGGGCUCUCAUCGAUACAUGGUCCUUUCCAUGGCACACGCUCUUUACGAUGGAUGGUCCCUGAGUUUGCUCUUCCAGGAUCUCCAGGCACUGUUAGAACGAAGGCUGAUUACCCGUUCUCCAGUGGAACCAUUCCUUAUAAAAGUACUGGAGUCCACGAACCAGGAGGCGAAGGACUUUUGGACGCAGUAUCUGGAAGAUGCUUCGCCAUCGAUCAUUACUUCGAGUGAAACGUGGCCCAGCCCGACUGAGAACACCCUGCAACGGUUGGAGUCCGCUUCGAAGAUUGGCCUCCCCGAAAUCGAAACCGCCUGCAAAAGGCUUUCUGUAAGCUUGCAGGCACUCUGCCAAGCUUGUUGGGCUAUCACACUAGCACGCCAAAUCAAGAAGCUCGAUGUCCUCUUUGGCACAGUCUUGUCGGGUCGGGAUUUUGAUGGGGCAGACAAGCUUGUGUUCCCAACAAUGAAUACAAUCGCUCUGCGAUGUAUCUUGCACGGUUCAGUGUCCGAGUUUCUUCGGUAUCUUGAGGAGAACAUGAUCGAUAUCAGAGACUCCCAGCAAUAUCCACUGCGAAAAGCCCAAUCAGCAACGAAGCUCAAUGGACAAGAUUUGUUCAACACCUUGUUCAUCCUUCAAAAGUCUCCGGUCGCUGAAUCAUCAGACCGCCCCCUAUUAACAUCCAUUGAAGCGUCUUCGGCCACCGAGUAUCCCCUUUGCGUGGAAGCUGAAGCCAUGUCUGACACUCUCUUAUGGCGACUUGCUCUUCAGCCCCAGUAUGUCUGGGAUGGAGGACCGGAAACUAUUUUGGAGACUUUAGAUGCUGUCAUGGAUUUCCUGAUACGGCCUGGCUCCCAGGAGAUACUAUCUUUCGAAGAGCAUGGCGUGUCCAUCUGCGGUAUGGCUCCUGUAAUACUGGGCGAUGGAAGCAGUUCCGUGCCAGUUGAUUCUACAGAUCUACCGUCAGAAGAGGAUCGAGGGUUUUCCCAAAAUGAAGCCGAAAUCCGAAACAUUCUUCACCAGGUCUCGGGUGUUCCCCUUGCCUCAAUCAGGAUAUCCGAUAACCUUUACCACCUUGGCCUCGAUUCAAUUAGUGCCAUCAAAGUGUCGUCCCUCCUACGAAAGAUUGGAAUAAACCUCCGCCCUCAAGAUCUUGUUAAAUCCUCAAAUAUUGCAGAAAUGGCUCAACGCGUCACGCAAGCCCAAGCUAUAUCGUCAGAGACUCUGGGAUUGACCGAAGAAUGGGUCCCGCCCGACGAUAUCAAUCUUGAAGUUCUACUUCACGCCCAUGGAAUAGGAAAAGAAGAUGCUGAAGUACUUCCUGCAUUGCCAAUGCAAGUCUACAUGCUCGGUGCAUGGCAAAGAGCAGAGGGCACUGUAUUCUUUCCCGAGUUCCCAUGUCAAAUUAAGACUUCAGUUGAUCUAAACGGCAUACAGGCUGCCUGGGAUAAACUUGUGUCUGAAGUACCUCUCUUACGCACAUUUUUCAUUCCAACCCAAUCUCCAACUAUCCCGGUUUUGCAGGUUGUGCUCAAAUCUCACAAGCUUUCCUUGACUCUGGACCCCCCUAAAGAGCAGUCAACUCGGGCUGCCCAGCCACUUGUUAGAGCGCACAUCACGCUCCAGGAAGACUGCGUCUGGUUACUCAGACUUCAGAUCCACCACGCUCUGUACGACGGAGUCAGCCUUCCAGCCCUAUUGCGACGAUUAUCUCAACUACUACAUGGCUCUAUUGCCGUCCAGAACAAUGGGCUUACUCAGUGGAAGAACUUUGCAGUCCGUCAGGCUAGUGAAGCAGCCCAUAAGAAUAGACGAGCUUUCUGGAAAGCUUACUUACACGGCACCUCUUCCACUCCGAUUGCUGCCGAAUCGCAAGGAGACGUAAAGAACCGAACUUCUUACUUAAACGAAUCAGCGAUACCAGAUGCCAGUCAGAUACAAUCCAUUUCUACUCAGUCUGGCGUCUCACUCCAGUCUUGGUUCCUUGCAGCUUAUGCCAAAGUCAUCGCCACACGAAACAACAAACCAGACAAUGGGUCAGUGGUGUUUGGCAUGUAUCUCGCCAACCGAGCUGCUGCCAGCGAUAGGCUCCCUCAGGUCUAUCCGACUCUGAACCUUGUUCCUUUGAGGGUUGACUCGCCCAUAGAACUCCCUUUGUCUUCUAUUGCAAAGAAUAUUCAGAGAGACAUUCACCAGAUUACAUCUGAUGGACGAUCAGACGUCGGUCUCUGGGAGAUAUAUCAAUGGACUGGUGUACAAGUAGAAUCAUUUGUCAACUUCCUGAGCCUCUCCGACGAUACAGGCUCAGUAGAGAACUCGAUCACAAUUUUGCAACAAGAAGUAACUGACAACUCAUACCGCCAUCACGUGCCAGCUCAAUUUGAGGCGGCUCGUCAGGAAAGCUUUUCGGUGAAUGGCAUUCCGCUGGCUGUUGAUGUUGAGGCGUCCGUCGAUAAGGGACGUCUUGCCAUUGGUAUUUUCAGCUCACAGCAGCAGAUCUCUCGAGAAGAAGCUGUACUUGUGGUUUCUAGUAUCACCGACACUUUGAGACAUGCCGCUGAAUGA